CUCGAGCUGUCAAACUAGGCGACCUGAUGUGACGGAAAAACAACAAACGCUCGUGUUGUUGAAUUUCGGUGCCAAUUUUUCACUUGUUUCUGUGUGAAAAUGUCCGUAAAACACACCACAGAGAAGGCAUUGCAGAUGCUAAGGACGCUACCACGCGUCACCAUCGGAAAUAUACGGGACAACCCACAAUCGAAGCAAAACGUAAAGCGCGGCCGCGGCCAACACGGCGGCGAUAAGCAUGGCGCCGGCAACAAGGGAUCGGGCCAGCGCCAGAACUACAUGCGGCUCGGUUACGAAACGGGCAACACUCCAUUCUACAUGCGCUUCAGCUACGAGCCAUACUACAAGGGGCACCACCUAAAGCGCGAGUACCCACCGGUCAGCCUGCAUCAGCUGCAGAAGCUGAUCGACACGGACCGGCUUGAUCAUCGGGCACCGAUCGACCUGACGACGAUCUGCAACACGGGCCUGUUCGAGGUACGGCCCGACCUGCUCCACCACGGCGUCCAGCUGACGGACGAAGGGGCGGACGAUUUUAAGGCCAAAAUCAACAUCGAGGUGCAACACGCGCCGGAAUCGGUGAUUGCGGCCAUCGAGCGCAAUGGGGGCGUGAUCCGGACCGCUUACUACGAUCCCCACAGCCUGUACGCGGUGGUCAAUCCGAAGAAGUGGUUCGAGAAGGGUGUACCGAUACCGCGCCGCAUGCUGCCGCCGCAGGACGCGGUCGCGUACUACACCGACGCGCGCAACCGUGGCUAUCUGGCGGAUCCGGAGCAAAUCAGCGAGCAGCGGUUGGUGCUGGCGCAGAAGUAUGGCUACACGUUGCCGAAGAUUGAGGACGAUCCGGACUACGCGAUGCUGACGGAGAGCAAAGAUCCGCGGCAGAUUUUCUACGGCCUCAAUCCCGGGUGGGUGAUAAGCUUAAAGGAUCGGGCGAUCAUACGGGAAAAGCAGUGAGGAAAGUCGGUCCUGGUAAGUUGUUGGCAGGAAGUUGUAGUUUAAAACCGUGGAAUACACGCUGUGCUUCGUGGAUAAGCA
Messenger RNA from Anopheles coluzzii, 1038 nucleotides. It is a transcript of the gene mRpL15, whose product is annotated as 39S ribosomal protein L15, mitochondrial. The coding region runs from base 100 to 957 and encodes 285 amino acids. The transcript has 2 exons. NCBI's taxonomy places the organism in Eukaryota, Metazoa, Arthropoda, Insecta, Diptera, Culicidae. The record is from RefSeq and is a predicted model, not a curated record. Gene Ontology annotation, biological process: translation. Gene Ontology annotation, molecular function: structural constituent of ribosome. Gene Ontology annotation, cellular component: mitochondrial large ribosomal subunit.